AUGACAUCUUCAAAUGUUAUGGAAAGUGCGCUGAACGAUGACCAGUUCGGUGAAGAGAAUUUCGACGCAAUAUCCUAUGUACGGGAUCAGUUGAAGGAUAUGAAAAGUGGCGAUGAAACACGGCAGUUGCAAGCAUUGCGUGCAAGGUUAAAUGCAGUCAAUGCACAAUCAUCUGAAUCAAUGAAGAAAAGUGUCUUUUUGAACUACAAAAAGUUCAUUGAUACCGCUAAGGAAGUUUCACAUCUGGAACGGGAAAUAUAUGAACUUUCAUCACUGUUAUCAGACCAACGAAUGCUUAUUGAAACACUGAUGCAGAUGACAGGAGAAGAUCGUUCUUCUGUUGGAACUGCUAGUCUUCACACUUCGUUCAGCGUCAAUCCAAUGAAUGUAUUGAUGCAGAAAAUGGAUGGUGUUGCUGCCCUGUUAAAUAAUUUACCGAAUUCUGAUCGAGUAAUCAUGCAUGGUGAAGUAGUUCAGCUGGACAGCGAUAGCAUGAGACCACAACACAAUGUUAUGCUUAUUUUGUUAUCAGAUGUACUCCUUAUUGGGCAGCCAUCUUCAGGGAAGUAUCGUUUUCAAUUGGAAUCUUCACAUCCGUUGAAUAAUAUAGCAGCUGUUAAUAUCAAGGAUAGAGAAAAUGGCAAAACUGCGACCAGCAUGUUUAAGCUGUUAAUUUUCCCAGGACAAAGGGUUUUCCUUGCUGAAAAUGCAAGGAUUAAAAAAGAAUGGUUGGAUUGCAUCGAAAACGCCAAAAGAGAACUGAUUCAUGAGGGAUCAUUGGUACGUCAAGCAACAAUUCGUGGAAAACGUCGGCAAGAUUUGUCAGCUAAGGUGGAAGUAGCUAGCCAACUUAUGCCAGUUGCGGAAUCGGCUGCUACAAAAUCACCUGAUGAAAGUGCAUGGCUCAAUGAAUUACCGGCAGAAUUGGACGAUUGCAUCGCUCAUCGGGACAUGGAGCACGCGGUGGAGUUGUUAAUGGAGUGGAAAAGUUGUAACACACGAGAAGCGGCAAUUGAUGCGCAGUUGACACUUCGUGAAACUCAAAUUGUGCAAUUACUAAGCGAAGAGGUUCGUCGUCCAGGUGCUUUACAUGGUGGUCCUAGAGCCAUUAAGAAAGCAAUCAAUCUUCUGACGAUCCUUGGCCGAGCGUCACAAGCAGUUGAUCUUUACUUGAAAAAAAGAAGCGCAGUGCUGCGAGCAACUACACGAGAAUUGACAAUGAGCGAAGAACCAUUGUCGUAUGUACGGCAGUUAUCACAACAGUUUCUGGAUGUUAUAUCAGAUGUUGUUAAAGAAUUUUUGAUGCAGCCUGAACACUUUUCUCUUAUAUUGCAUUGGUGUUCUGGAGAAUUGAGCGUUAUGCUCUCUUUAAUACGAAGGCAUGUAAUCGAGGUGGCACCAACGCUAGCAGUGGUUGCUCAUACCUGGCGAAUAUUGAUGGCACACUGCGAUAGUUUAAUUGCACUCGGUAUUGAUUUGUCUUUUGAAGUUCAUCGUCUGCUUGCACCAUCACUUAAGAUUGCAAUUGAAACAAAUUUUACCAACAUAAUCGAGUCAAUUCGUCUUCGAAUUUCGGAAGAGCGUUGGAAAGCAUACAAUAUGGAAAGUGAAUUGAAUGUAAAUCGUUUUAUAGAGGAAAUGUCUGAUAUGGGACUCGCAGUUGAUUGGGCAUUGUCUAACACGCAGCGUUCUUCCAUUAAUAUUACCCAAAAUGCUUGUCAUUUUUCCCGAGUUGCCUAUGUGUUGGCUCGCGACCUCGCAAUGCUAAGAUCUUCACAUUUACGCUAUCUCACGGACUCAUUCAUGGUAAAACUUUGGAGUGAAUAUCUGAAUCAUUUGAAAAGUGCGCCGCAAUCAUCUUUGCAACAGUAUACAUCAAUAUUCGUCAUUUCUCAGUUAUUGCCUCUCUGUGAUGCGAUCUACGAUGAAUCAUCACCGCGAAUAUUAUCCGAACUUUUGGAAACAAAAUUCGGAUGUUUGUUACGGUAUCGAGGAAAUUUUGACGCUUCUUCUAGUGACGAAUAUGUAGCGCAUGUUUAG
Molecule: messenger RNA, 2040 nt
Organism: Cercopithifilaria johnstoni
Lineage: Eukaryota; Metazoa; Nematoda; Chromadorea; Rhabditida; Onchocercidae
Source: the annotation of a GenBank genome assembly